This is a messenger RNA of Bipolaris oryzae ATCC 44560, 828 nucleotides long. RefSeq lists its product as uncharacterized. The transcript has a single exon. Lineage: Eukaryota; Fungi; Ascomycota; Dothideomycetes; Pleosporales; Pleosporaceae. The coding region runs from base 1 to 828 and encodes 275 amino acids. The record is from RefSeq and is a predicted model, not a curated record.
AUGGAUUCUAUUGUCUCUAAAGUGCGUGUCGAGCUAGGUAACCUAGCUGCAACUUAUGCAGCUAACAAGCACGAAAAUGUUACAUUGAGUCUCACUUCUGACUUCCAACGAGCCUUAUUCUUUAUUCUUGAUAAGCGCAUUCGGAUUAAGGACCUUGAACAGUCUAAGGAGCUUAGAGAAAAAAUGGUCCAGCUGUUUGAGGAUGAGUACUCAACAGAACCUGCAUGGCUAUAUCUUAACCAAUUCAAGAAGCAGUAUAGGUGUCUCGCUAAGCUAGACUGUUUAUCUAAGGAUGAAGCAGCGCUCUAUAAGUAUUCCCCUUGCCAGGAACACUUCAUGUGCGAGGAUCAUAAGUCAAGUCCUUGCAUUGCAAAACACGAGAAUAUAGUAGGCCAGAGAUACCAGGCCAAGAAUGAUACGAAGAACGGGGGAAAGAUUGCUGUGGAUGUAGAGAAUGCAAACAUGGAGCGCUUGAUUGGAGAGGAAAUAGGCAAAAACAUGGCUGGGAAUGAGGAAUUAGGCAAAAAUGAUGUCGAAAGAAGCUUUUUAGCGACUGGAGACUUGAACAAAGAGAAACAACUGAAACCUGUAGCGAGAGAAACUAUAGGCAUGGCAGAGUCGUCUAAAGAUGUUCAAUGCCCUUGGGCAGACUACUAUAACUACGAUAUAGGCAGUUUAUCUAGCGAAGAAAGUGAAUGGGAUGAUGAUGUAACGUCCGUCCCUGUGGGUCGAACAUCCCUCCACAACGAACCACCAACAUUGCUCAAGGACGUUACGCCCAAGCCACAGAUACUUUCAGAUUUAAGUACUCAUUCAUAUGCUCUUUAG